AUGAAAUACUACCUUCACCGGUAUGUCAACCCCGUGGAUGACGUCGUCAAUGAUGACUUUCGCAGCGUGCUACUCAUCAGCAGAGAUAGCACGGCUACCGGAAUGUCGCCGGCGAUGUGGGAUCUCGGAGCCUCCGUGAAGGUGACAGCCAACAUGGUUGAUCCUGACUGGAUCCCAACGCGCUUCAACUUCCUCCGGUCCAAACCGGGUGGCACCGGGCGAGAAUCCCAUACCGACUUUCCAAACGAGGAUUUGGCUAGUGCUCGAGCCAAGAGCCUACUGGGAUACCUGCUAGCGCUUGUAGCGCUCCAAGAAGGAACCAAGAUGCGCAUCUUCCCAGGGGGUGACCUGGUUCAUAAUGGGGUGUCGUUCGAGAAGCUUAACUACCGAGUGCACUGCUACCUCAGCUACAAGGCCGCACUCACGGCCCCUGAAAAUGUUCAAAACACCCUCCUCAAGCAUGUCACAUGCCAGUACUGCGGGGCAAAGGAUAAGGGCUCUCAGGUGAUCCGAAAUUAUCGAAAGAGAUGCAAGACCAACCCCCAGAACGAGCAGAACCGCAAGACGCUCAAGCUUCGAGAAGAUAAGGGAGAAGUUGAAUGCGAAUUGUGGCCUGGGAGAAUGUUCAAGCCCUCAUACAUCCGCUCACAUAAAGAAAAGAGCCCAUAG
Messenger RNA from Phytophthora nicotianae INRA-310, 669 nucleotides. RefSeq lists its product as hypothetical. NCBI's taxonomy places the organism in Eukaryota, Oomycota, Peronosporomycetes, Peronosporales, Peronosporaceae. The transcript is spliced from 2 exons. The coding region runs from base 1 to 669 and encodes 222 amino acids. The record is from RefSeq and is a predicted model, not a curated record.